Molecule: messenger RNA, 315 nt
Organism: Prorocentrum cordatum
Lineage: Eukaryota; Dinophyceae; Prorocentrales; Prorocentraceae
Source: the annotation of a GenBank genome assembly
GUGCCAGCCGGGGCCACCCCGCAGAAGCGCCCCGCGCCCCCCGCGGCGCCCGCGACCGGCGCGAAGAGGCCGAACGCAGGGACCGGCCCUCAAGUCUACGUAGUCUACUCCACCAACGAUGCCGACGAGAUAGGGAUCGACACGCUGGUCGGGGAGUACACGGAGAUUGGCGUGAACCACGGCAAGAAGUCUUUCAAGAGGAAGCCGAAUCCAGACGACCCGGACGACCGCGAGGUGUUCAUGUACUAUUGGGACAAUCGCGACGGGGCCCAGUUCUCGGGCUGGUGGUUUGGCAACGCCGUGGGCGGCGAGCAG